UGGGCUGUCGGACUGAAGCUCCGUGGCCGCCGGGACCCCGCACGCAGAGAAGACCCCAGCGCGGCUGCGGCUCAAGGCUCGGCCAGCCGGACCCGGGACGCCGAGAGUGUGGACGCGCUGCGCUCCCCGAGGCGUCCGCGGCUGCAGGAGGCGCGUUUGCCCCGAACCGGAGGCUCGCAGACGGCAUGGCUCCCACGCUGCAGCAGGCGUACCGGAGGCGCUGGUGGAUGGCCUGCACGGCCGUGCUGGAGAACCUCUUCUUCUCCGCCGUCCUCUUGGGCUGGGGCUCCCUGCUGAUCAUGCUCAAGAACGAGGGCUUUUAUUCCAACAAAUGCCCAGCUAAGAACACCACCAACACCACCCAGGAUAAGCAGUACCGGUGGGUGACCUGUGACCUGCAGGAUGAGAUACUCAACCUGGGCUUCACCAUCGGAACCUUUGUGCUUAGUGCCACCACCCUACCACUGGGGAUCCUCAUGGACCGCUUUGGCCCCCGGCCUUUGCGGCUGGUUGGCAGCAUCUGCUUUGCCGCAUCCUGCACCCUCAUGGCCCUGGCCUCUUGGGACACUGAAGUUCUGUCUCCGUUGAUAUUCCUGGCGCUGUCCUUGAAUGGCUUUGGUGGCAUCUGCCUAACGUUCACGUCGCUCACUCUGCCCAACAUGUUUGGGAACCUGCGAUCCACCUUCAUGGCCCUCAUGAUCGGCUCUUAUGCCUCUUCUGCCAUCACAUUCCCAGGAAUCAAGCUGAUCUACGACUCCGGCGUCUCCUUCAUGGCCAUCAUGUUCACGUGGUCUGGCCUGGCCUGCCUCAUCUUUCUGAACUGUGCCCUCAACUGGCCUAUCGAAGCCUUUCCUGCCCCUGAGGAAGUUAAUUACACGAAGAAGAUCAAGCUCAGUGGGCUGGCCCUGGACCAUAAAGUGACAGGUGACCGCUUCUACAACCACGUGACCACCGUGGGCCAGCGCCUGAGCCAGAAGGCCCCCAGCCUGGAGGAGGGGGCCAACAUCUUCAUCUCAUCCCAAGAUGUUCGUGGCAUCUCGAAAAACGUUCCUGAGAGGUCUGUCCCCUUUCGCAAGAGCCUCUGCUCCCCUAUUUUCCUGUGGAGCCUCCUCACCAUGGGCAUGACCCAGCUGCGGAUCAUCUUCUACAUGGGCGCCAUGAACAAGAUGCUGGAGUACCUUGUGACUGGUGGCCAGGAGCACGAGACGAAUGACCUGAAACAAAAGGCAGCAGAGACAGUUGGCUUCUACUCCUCCGUCUUUGGGGCCAUGCAGCUGUUGUGCCUUCUCACCUGCCCCCUCAUCGGCUACAUCAUGGACUGGAGGAUCAAGGACUGUGUGGAUGCUCCAGCUGAGAGCACUGCCCUCGGAGAUGCCAGGGAUGGGGUGGCCUCCAAGUCCAUCAAACCACGCUACCGCAAGAUCCAAAAGCUCACCAAUGCUAUCAACGCCUUCACCCUGACCAACUUUCUGCUUGUGGGUUUUGGCAUCACCUGCCUCAUCAACAACUUACACCUCCAGUUCGUAACGUUCAUCCUGCACACCGUGGUUCGAGGUUUCUUCCACUCUGCCUGUGGAAGCCUCUACGCUGCAGUGUUCCCAUCCAACCACUUUGGGACGCUGACAGGCCUGCAGUCGCUCAUCAGUGCUGUGUUUGCCCUGCUCCAGCAGCCACUCUUCAUGGCCAUGGUGGGACCCCUGAAAGGAGAGCCAUUCUGGGUGAAUCUGGGCCUCCUGCUGUUCUCACUCCUGGGAUUCCUGUUACCUUCCUACCUCUUCUACUACCGUACCCGGCUCCAGAGGGAGUACACUGCCAAUGGGAUGGGCCCACUGAAGGUGCUCAGCGGUCCCCAGAUGACUGCAUAGACUCCUUGAGACCAAAGGACUUGGAAGACAAGCCACCAAGUUCUGAGCAACCAAAGGGAAUGCCCCACAUGGCUUUUCUACCUGUAGCCAUAUGCAUAGAGCCCGGGGCCAUGGAUUUAUAAAUACCAAGAGAAGUUCUAUUUUUGUAGGAACUUGCAAAUAGAAAAAAACCAAAAAUACUCUUAAAAAAAAAUCCCCCAAAGCAACGCUCCAUUGACUGAAGACAGCUCCUGUGCUAGAGGGAUUGGGCCUUCGUCCUCCUUGGAUUGGAGGAGACCAGGGUAUGGGGCUGCCCUUUCUCCGGGUCUUCGUCCUAAAGGCCUGCCUCCUGGUGCCUCUUGGGAGCUUGUGGGAUCAGCGAACAGCCUACCCCUCAGGUCCCAGCUGCCAAGAGUGUGCAAGAGUGCAUAUGUAUGUGUGUGUGUGCAUGUGUGUGUGUGACACAACCUUCCCCUCAGAAAGAAAGGGGGUUGAGUUGCCAGCUGUGUCCUGGAUGGGGUAAGGGGGUCAGCCCCUUCAGGGCUUGGAGGGCAGGUUCUCUCCCUGGUGCUGCUGCUUGCAGGUCUUAGAGGAAAUAAAAAGGGAAGUGAGAGACUG
This is a messenger RNA of Galeopterus variegatus (Sunda flying lemur), 2462 nucleotides long. It is a transcript of the gene SLC43A1, whose product is annotated as solute carrier family 43 (amino acid system L transporter), member 1. Gene Ontology annotation, molecular function: L-amino acid transmembrane transporter activity; neutral L-amino acid transmembrane transporter activity. The coding region runs from base 186 to 1865 and encodes 559 amino acids. Gene Ontology annotation, biological process: neutral amino acid transport; transmembrane transport. Lineage: Eukaryota; Metazoa; Chordata; Mammalia; Dermoptera; Cynocephalidae. The record is from RefSeq and is a predicted model, not a curated record. The transcript has 15 exons.